Setaria italica (foxtail millet) is the source of this 421-nucleotide messenger RNA. RefSeq lists its product as uncharacterized. Lineage: Eukaryota; Viridiplantae; Streptophyta; Magnoliopsida; Poales; Poaceae. The transcript has 2 exons. Bases 1 to 390 code for a protein of 129 amino acids. The record is from RefSeq and is a predicted model, not a curated record.
AUGUGGGACCCGUACGUCGUUUACCUUCGACCUCCUGCCGAGCGCCCGAAGAGGCGGGAGCUGUUGCCGUUGUUCUUGAACGGCGCCGCGGAGCCGGCGCCACCGCCGGAAGAGGACGAUGCCGACCAGGAUGCCGCGGGGGUCGAGGGGCAGAGCAGCGACGCCGCCGCGCAGAAGUCGCGGAUGCGGGAGGCCAGCUUCCCCGCGGAGGCGAGGGUGGAGAACGCGGCGGCGUCGGGGGCCGAGAGCGGGGAGAGCUUGGCGAAGAAGAAGGCCGGGUGCGGGCGGUUGCUGCGCACCUUCCGGUUCCAGUACCGGAUGAACGCCGCCUUCACCGUGAACGGAUUCACCGCGGCAUCGACCAUGCGGAUUCACCGGAGGUUGAAGUGAACCUGACGUGCGGGUCCCACACAUAGAGGGG